AUGAUUGGAAGGCUAUGGCAACUUCUUCGACCAUUCAAGUAGCUCGGGAACUGCCCGUCUCUGCCAAAAAUUACCUAAACGCUCCUCCAUUUCUACGAAUUUUCUUUACUCACUCCACUUUAUCCACUUCUAAAACCAUAUCAAAAUUCAAAACCAAGAAAAAUCGAAACUGAAUGGCCAUGGAAGACGAGAGCUCCGAGAGCAGGAACAGAGCAAGGCUAGCCAUAUUAGAGCUAGCCAACAUGAUAAGCGUUCCUAUGUCUCUCAAUGCCAUCGUGCGGCUCAACGUCGCCGACGUCAUCUGGCAAGGCGGAGCCAACGCUCCACUCUCCGCUUCCGAGAUCCUCGCACGCGUCCACCCUUCCGGCGGCGAUCCAGAGAAUCUUCAGCGCAUCCUCCGUAUGCUCACAAGCUACGAUGUCUUUACAGAACACGUUAAUUCCGAUGCCACCGAAAGGAGAUACUCUUUAACGGAGAUCGGAAAAACGCUUGUCACCGACAGUGAAGGCCUUUCCUACGCAUCUUACGUUCUCCAGCACCACCAGGAUGCACUGAUGAGGGCCUGGCCGUUAGUGCACGAGGCCGUGGUGGAUCCGACGACGGAGCCGUUCGUAAAGGCCAAUGACGAGCCUGCGUAUGCUUAUUAUGGUAAGCAGCCAGAAAUGAACGGUUUGAUGCAAAAGGCAAUGUCAGGUGUAUCUGUGCCGUUCAUGAAGGCCAUAUUGAAUGGCUACGAUGGAUUUCAAGGUAUGGAGAAAUUGGUCGAUGUAGGCGGAAGUGCAGGAGAUUGCCUUAGAAUGAUACUGAAGAAAUAUCCAAACAUACGUGAAGGAAUCAAUUUUGAUUUGCCUGAAGUUGUUGCCAAAGCACCAAAUAUUCCUGGUGUUACCCACGUUGGCGGUGAUAUGUUCAAAUCAAUUCCAUCAGCUGAUGGCAUAUUUAUGAAGGCAUGGCAGUGGGUAUUGACGACAUGGACAGAUGAAGAAUGCAAGCAGAUAAUGGAAAAUUGUUACAAAGCACUUCCUGUGGGUGGGAAGCUAAUAGCGUGUGAGCCAGUGCUGCCAAAGCAAUCAGAUGAUAGUCAUCGGACAAGAGCUCUCUUAGAAGGCGACAUUUUUGUUAUGACUAUUUAUAGGGCUAAGGGUAAGCAUAGGACUGCAGAGGAGUUUAAGCUAUUAGGUCAGUCUGUUGGCUUUUCUCAUUUCCAAGCUUUCUAUAUCGAUUAUUUCUACACUGUCUUAGAGUUUCAUAAAUAAUGAAUCAAUUGCGUAUGUCUAAUGGUUUAGGACAAAGACAUAUUAAUGUUUUAAAAUCAGUACUAAUUUAGGAUUUUUCUUAUUUA
Messenger RNA from Jatropha curcas, 1342 nucleotides. Its product is annotated as O-methyltransferase family protein. Gene Ontology annotation, molecular function: O-methyltransferase activity; protein dimerization activity. NCBI's taxonomy places the organism in Eukaryota, Viridiplantae, Streptophyta, Magnoliopsida, Malpighiales, Euphorbiaceae. The record is from RefSeq and is a predicted model, not a curated record.